Molecule: messenger RNA, 3226 nt
Organism: Hyalella azteca
Lineage: Eukaryota; Metazoa; Arthropoda; Malacostraca; Amphipoda; Hyalellidae
Product: calpain-B
Exons: 26
Coding region: 194-3226 (1010 amino acids)
Biological process (GO): proteolysis
Cellular component (GO): cytoplasm
Molecular function (GO): calcium ion binding; calcium-dependent cysteine-type endopeptidase activity
Source: RefSeq, a predicted model, not a curated record
UUCUCGAACAAGAUAGAGAACAACAAUAAUAACAGUGAGAACAACUAGAGAAGAAAAUAGAACAUCUAGUAGGCGAACAGGAGAACAAGAAGAGACGUCUGUCUAGCAGGAGAAGAGCUAGAGAAUAAAAUAAGAUCUAGCAAGAGUAUAUAUUCCAAAGAACAGCAGGAGAGAACAGGGAACAUCCACGACGAUGUUCAACUUCCUUAAGGACGUCGGCAAGGAGAUCCUUGACGAGGCGCAGAACAGCGGCCGACAGCGGCCCGGUCAGCAGCCUCCUCCUGGCGGUCAGUACGAUCAAUACGGAGGUCAAGGCCAAUAUGGCGGCCAAGGCCAGUACGGAGGUCAAGGAUAUUACGGUGGCCAAGACCAAUAUGGCGGCCAAGGCCAAUACGGUGGUCAAGGCCAAUACGGAGGCCAAGGCCAAUAUGGCGGCCAAGACCAACAUGGCGGACAAGGCGGUGGACACGACAUGCUGGGCUUCGCUUCUAAUGUUAUAGGCGGCAUGCUAAGCGGAGGCGGGCAGCAGCAGCCUGGGCAGCAGCAACACGGCGGCGGUGGGGACAUGAGCGGCCUCAUCUCGGGCAUCGGCAGCAUGUUUGGAGGCGGGCACGGCAGCGGCGGUGCAGGUGGCGGUGGCGGUUUCAGCAACCAGCUGGUGGCGGGUAUGGCCUCCCAGUACAUCGGCAAGAUGCUCAGUGGCGGCGGUGGACAGGGAGCUGGUGGUGGCAACCAGGACGUGCUUGGUGGCAUCGCAAGUAACCUCAUCGGGAACUUUAUGGGGGGGGGCGGGGGCGGCCACCAGCCUGGGGGCUCCAUUGCCAGCAACAUCAUCGGCGCUGUCACCAGGGGUCAGGCCCACACCACCCAGGACGACGGGACGGUGGACGAGCACCUCUCCAAGAUGGCCGUCGACCCCAGCAGGAGGAGGAUCCUUCCGGGGGCAGGUUCCCUCAUCUCGUCGCUACUGAACAGGGGCGCGUACCACCUGCGCAACCGCAUCAUGAGGGGCGGAAGGAGCGGCACCGGUGACGUCAUCAACCCCGCCAAGGCCGUCUGGAACUUCGGGGAGCGGGGCUCCGGCCUGCAUGGUCGUGGGGAGGAGGUGCAGGAUUUCGAGCGCAUCCGGGACUACUGCCUCGAGAACGGCGUCCUGUUCGAGGAUCCUGCCUUCCCCGCUCAGGACUCCUCGAUCUUCUUCAGCAAGAGUCCCCCCAAGCCCUUCGAGUGGAAGCGUCCCCAUGAGAUCUCGGCGCUUCGGGAGAUCAGCGGGGACCCGCAGUUGUUCGUGGACGGCGCGUCGCGGUUUGACGUCAAGCAGGGCGAGCUGGGUGAGCUGACAGGUAGUGGACCUGUUGUGUCUGUAAGGGGGGACAACUACGCUGGGGCCUUCCACUUCAGGUUCUGGCAGUACGGGCGCUGGGUGGACGUCGUGAUAGACGACCGUCUGCCGACGUACUACGGCAAGCUCGUCUUCAUGCACUCCGAUGAGCGCAACGAAUAUUGGUCCGCCCUGCUGGAGAAGGCCUAUGCUAAGCUGCAUGGGUCGUACGAGGCCCUGAAGGGAGGCACCACAUGUGAGGCCAUGGAGGACUUCACUGGGGGCGUGAGCGAGCUGUACGACCUCACGGCCGCCCCUCCCACCCUCUUCCAGAUCAUGCUUAAGUCCUACGAGCGCGGCUCUCUUAUGGGGUGCUCUCUAGAGCCGGACCCUAACGAGGUGGAGGCCCGUUGCGCCAACGGGCUGGUACGUGGCCACGCCUACAGCAUCACCUGCGUCAAGUACUGCGAGAUUCAGACGCCCAGGGUGUCGGGGAAGAUUCCCCUGAUCCGCAUCCGCAACCCAUGGGGCAACGAGGCUGAGUGGAACGGCCCAUGGAGUGACCAGAGCGAGGAGUGGCAGUUCAUCCCCGAGGAGGAGAAGCAGGAGAUGGGGCUCACCUUCGAGCACGAUGGGGAGUUCUGGAUGGCGUAUAAGGAUUUCAUCCGCGAGUUCGGGACGCUGGAGAUGACCAACCUGAGCCCAGACUCUCUGUCAGACGAGGGCGUGAUGGCGUCCGUGCAGCACCACUGGGAGAUGAGCGUCUACGAGGGCGCCUGGAUCAGGGGCUCUACUGCGGGGGGCUGUCGCAACUACCUGCAAUCGUUCUGGCACAACCCGCAGUACCGCAUCACCCUCACGGAGGUGGACGACGACGAUAACGACAACAAGUGCACCGUCAUCGUCGCGCUCAUGCAGAAGAACCGCCGCUCCCAGCGCAAGCUCGGCCUCGAGUGCCUCACCAUCGGCUUUGCCAUAUACCAUCUGCGGGACCCCGACUCGCUGCCCCGCCCCCUCGACCUGAACUUCUUCAAGUACAACGCGUCGGCCGCGCGGUCCCCGUCUUUCAUCAACAUGCGGGAGGUGUCCUGCCGCUUCAAGCUGCCCCCCGGCACCUACUGCAUCGUGCCCUCCACCUUCGAGCCCCAGGAGGAAGGGGAGUUCCUCCUCAGGGUCUUCUCUGAGAAGGCCAACGUCAUGGAGGAGAACGACGGUGACGUGGGCUUCGGUCAGGUCGACGAGCGGGUGAAGCCCGCCAGUGAGGAGGAGGCCGCGGAGCAAGACGAGCGCAUCCGCGGUUUCUUUGCCAAAGUCGCCGGCGAAGAUUUAGAGAUUGACUGGAGUGAACUCCAGAGUGUGCUCAACUACGCCAUGAAGAGGGAGUUCGAGUUCGAAGGCUUCAGCAAGGAUAUUUGCCGCUCCAUGAUCUCCAUGAUGGACGUCGACCGCUCCGGCAAGCUUGGCUUGCGCGAGUUCAUCCGACUCUGGACUGACAUCCGCACAUGGAAGGUGAGUUCUUCCGACUCUCGACCGACAUCCGCACCUGGAAGUGGUAGUGGCUCCAAAACGGGCGGAGUUGUUCGUGAGCCGAUCUCGAGGGAGACUAACAGAGUUUCCGAGGAAGCCAUUGAGGAGUUUGUAUGUCAUCUUAUUCAUGUUAUUGACGGUAAACUGAUCGUAGGUGAACCAGAGAAGUCCGUGCCGCCUUCCGAGGAAGCCAUCGAGGAGUUUGUAUGUCAUUGUAUUCAUGUUAUUGACGGUAAACUGAUCGUAGGUGAACCAGGGGAGUCCGAGCCGCCUUCCGAGGAGGCCAUCGAGGAGUUCUACAACUCCUUGUUGGAGGAGACCGCGGAACUGCAGCGGGAUGCUCCUGCCGAGGAGGGGCCAGAGGAAGAGGAGGAGUGA